This is a messenger RNA of Bicyclus anynana (squinting bush brown), 1915 nucleotides long. RefSeq names its product proton-coupled folate transporter. The record is from RefSeq and is a predicted model, not a curated record. Bases 317 to 1849 code for a protein of 510 amino acids. Gene Ontology annotation, cellular component: membrane. The transcript is spliced from 9 exons. Gene Ontology annotation, molecular function: transmembrane transporter activity. Gene Ontology annotation, biological process: transmembrane transport. Lineage: Eukaryota; Metazoa; Arthropoda; Insecta; Lepidoptera; Nymphalidae.
UCGGGCACAGGCGCGACCAGUCGAGCGAAACUCUUACCAGUCGGAGCCGGUAGUGUAUCUUACGUUGCACUUACAAUGCAACGCCUAUAACUCAGCGAGAUAUCUUUUAACCAAGUCUCAUUGUUUCCAAUAUGCAAACAGAACAACAUUAUCUUAUCGUUUGACAUUAGUCGAAGUAAUACGUUACCGGUUACACGCCUCGCGAACGAUAGCUGUGAUGUGAAAUCUUGCAUUGGUUAAAUAAUAUUCGAGUGCCGAUUGAGAGAUGAACUUUGUAUGGUCGUUUUGAAUUAUCGCGUAUCUAUCCAUAGCUACUAUGACGGACAGUUCGUUAGAUCUUCAGGAGUUGGAAAAAUUAAGAUCCCCAAGUUUUCACCGGGAAUCAGAAUGUCCAAAACCGAGCAUAGUCGAAGCAUCGCACAAGUGGCGAUUAAUUCUGGAACCGGCAUUAGUUGGUGCUAUGAUGGCCAUAAAUCUUAGCCAGACUUCGCUUCAGAAUUUUUAUUUGCGGACUGCAUGCCACGAACUGAAUUAUACAGCCGAUAUAUGCGACAGAGGUGUUGGUGAAGAAUUUCGCGCGGCCGAGGCAGACAGCCAAGCUUUGGUAUCCAGCAUAAAUGUCAGCAGAAGUUUCAUAGGUUCCCUUAUUUCAACAAUCGUGCUGUUAUUUGUUGGACCAUGGAGUGACUGCAGUGGCCGAAGGAAGCCAUUGCUCGUAUUACCCUUAGUGGGAAUGUGCAUAAUGACUACAGGAGUACUGUUAAUGCUUACAUUUCCUGGUGCGAGCACGGCCCAGGUUCUCUACGUAGUACAAAUACCUAUAUCGAUGGGUGGAAACUUUGGACUAUUACUGGCAGCGUCAUUUAGCCAUAUUGGAGAUCUGUGCCACGCGACCGGUCGUGACGUCACCCGCACGAUGGGCACCCACCGCGCCGCCAUACAAAUUGCUCACGUAGUGGGCUCGGUGAGCGGGCCCCUGCUCUACCGCCGCCUCGGAUUCUACGGUGUGUUCCCUCUUGUUUUAUUACUGCAGGUGUCGAGUCUCAUUUACGUGGUAGUGAUGGUCCGAGACGUGAACGUGAAUCGUGACAACAAAGUGUCAGUAUUGAACUGGCGCCUACCUCUAAACGCCGUCCAGUGCCUCGUCAGAAAAAGAGAAGAACACAAGAGGAUGGUGAUUCUUCUCAUGUUGGUGGUCGCGCUUGGAGACAGAAUGUUGUUGUCAGCGGAGGUACUGCUCGCCUAUAUGUACUAUCGGUAUAAGUUCCAAUGGGACGACGUGUUGUUUGGAUCCUUCCUCGCCUACAGGAACACUAUCAGCUUUGCGGGUACUUUGUUAAUUCUCACAAUAUUCAAACGUCGUCUCCACCUCUCCGACGAGGUGGUUGGCAUGCUGAGUUGCACGUCCUACAUCAUCGCUACGAGUUCCCUCAUUGCUGCCACCUCCACCAUCUUCGUGUUUAUAAUUCCAAUAAUCGGAAUCAUAUCACAGGGAUCCCAAGUUGUACAGCGACCAUUACUAAAUAAGCAGAUAUUACCAACUGAGCAAGGUAAAAUCUACAGUGUACUGGGCGCCCUGGAAUCUGCAACUCAAACAAUUUCAUCACCAUUAUAUUCCCUACUGUACACAAAAACUGUGUCAUUCGUCCCCGACGCCUGGCUCAUACCGGGCAUCAUUCUAGCUGUCAUACAACUUCUUUCAUACCUACUAACCAGAAGUCUGCAGCGACUCAACCCUGCUAAUGGAAUACCUGAAAAACAAGUGCCUCUUCGGAAAAUCGACGAUCGUGACGAUACCAAAGAGAAUGAUCUCAAAAAUAAAGAAAUGUUGCCUAUACGCAAUUCAUAACAUUAAAAUUUAAUCUUAGUUUAAUGUAACAUGAAUAAAAUUAUUAUAUAAUUUCUUUUUUUACAA